ACCAUUACCAGGCGAUGAUGUUUUUCAACAAUAUAUUAUUUAACUUUAAUUGGGGAAGAAAUUUUCUUCCUGACUAAGAAUUUCAAAGUUGUCAAAAUCAUUGAUGUUUUGGGAAGUGGACAACAUUUGUUAAUGAUCUUUGAAAGAUUAGAAAAACCUCGCCUAGUUUCUUCUAACUUUGGUUAACGUUUUUAGAUCAAAAUUGGCCCUAGGUUUAAAUUAUUCGGUCCAUUUGACAUUAUAAACCCUUGAAUAAAUCAAUCUAAUCCAAGAAAAAUACUAGAAGAAUAAAAGGUAGUUUUAGUCUCGAGGUAAAGCUUAUAAUCCCAAAUCAUUGUUCAUAAAUAUAUCAUAUUGUAGGUGCAAAUUUUUUAUAUAAAAAUAUAAAACUUCCAUUAUUUGAAGAUAGCUUCCCUUAGGUUAAAGUCUUGUUCCCAACCUAUUCAACACCAUUUAAAAUGUUGAACGGCAUAUUUAUGCUUGUAUUAGAAGGAAUCAUAGUUUGGGGUCCACUUGGAGUUUUGAAAUUUGGAGAUUGCUAAAGUGAUAAUAUCUUUGCUUUUGCUUCAACCAUUCCUUUUGUGUUGUAUUUAUAUUUCUUUUCAAACUCAAUCAUAAAGCCAAGUAAAACAAAGCCAAAAAACCAAGAAAAAUUAACAGAUUUGCUAGCUAUAUCAAGAAACAUCUAAAAAAUUUCUUGUGUGCUUUCUUUCAAUUUUGUGUUUUCUUGUACUCUGUUUUCCUUUAUUUCCCUGUCCUCCAAAUGCACAUCCUCAAACUCAACAACCAUUUCCACAUAUGCAUCUUCAUCAUCAUUUUCAUCUUUUGUGAGAAGCAUACUCUUUCCGUAGACCAACAAUUUGAGGCCUGCGCACCUCAAACAUGCGGAAAUGGACCAAACAUUAGUUACCCUUUCUGGAUUUCUCAUCAACAAGAGUCUUUUUGUGGAUAUCCUAACUUUAGGAUCACCUGCAGUAAAAAAAAUCCUGUUCUUAGAAUUUCCAAUGAUGAUUAUAUCAUCAAGGAGAUAUUUUACUCCAACCGCUCUUUUCUUGUAGCCAACGCUGCAGUUUACUACGAGAAAUGCCCAGUUCCUCAACAUAACUUCAGCCUUGAAUUAACUCCAUUUAACUUUGCUUCUGAUCACAUUGACUUUUCUUUCUUCUACAAUUGUACCUCAAAGCCCACCGAGUACAUCUAUCCAUUUCCAGUUGAAUGUUAUAGCAAUGAAAGUCAUCAUUCAUUUGCUGCUUUCCAUAAGGAGGCAUUGCAACAGGCAAACUUUUCGCUGGACGCAUGCCAAUCUUUAGUUAAUGUGCCUGCUGAAAUAGCUGAUGGCGUAGAAUUUACUAGGUUGCUCAAAAUGAAAUAUACUGAAGUCUUAAAGAUGGGAUUCUUUUUGAAUUGGACUGCACAUAGUUGCAGCAGGUGCGAGAUAAGUGGUGGCCGCUGUGGAUAUAAUCAUAAUCAGUUUUCUUGUUUUUGUGGUGAUCGACCUCACAUGAAAGCCUGUGAUGAUGAAAAAAUUAAUUUUCGCGUCAAGAGUAUCAUAGCUGCUGUUGCUGCUGUUGCUGGGAUAAUUCUGAUGGGACUUGUGUUCUUUCUCUAUCAACAUCGCAACAAAAAAAGAAAUGCUCCCUCAUAUUUUCUGUCUCGUAGCAUUUCUUCAAAUAUCUCUUCGGUGAAGGAUAUUGAAAAGGGAAGCACUUACUUUGGAGUACAUGUUUUCACCUAUGAAGAGCUUGUAGAAGCCACAAAUAAUUUUGAUUCAUCCAAAGAACUUGGAGAUGGAGGCUUCGGCACUGUAUAUUUUGGAAAACUACAUGAUGGCAGAGAAGUUGCGGUCAAGCGUCUCUACGAAAGCAAUUGCAGGAGAGUAGAGCAGUUUAUGAAUGAAGUUAAUAUUUUAGCUAGCCUACGCCACCCAAAUCUUGUUUCACUAUUUGGCUGCACCUCCCGCCAUAGCCAUGGACUUCUUCUAGUAUAUGAGUACAUUCCAAAUGGAACUGUUGCUGAUCAUCUUCAUGGGCAAAGAGCUAAGCCUGGUGCAGUUCCAUGGCCUAUUCGACUGAAGAUUGCCAUAGAAACAGCAUGUGCAUUGACAUAUCUCCAUGCCUCUGAUAUUGUCCACCGUGAUGUGAAGACAACUAAUAUACUCUUGGACAGUAGUUUUUCAGUUAAAGUUGCAGAUUUUGGAUUGUCUCGGCUCUUUCCAACACAUGUCACUCAUGUCUCAACUGCUCCACAAGGGACUCCAGGUUAUGUUGAUCCAGAGUAUCACCAAUGUUACCAGCUGACCAGCAAGAGUGAUGUCUACAGCUUUGGGGUGGUUUUAAUGGAGCUUGUAUCAUCCAUGCCUGCUGUUGACAUAGCUAGGCACCGGCAUGACAUUAAUCUGUCUACCAUGGCCAUCAAUCGGAUUCAAAAUCACACAUUACACGAGAUUGUUGACCCAUGUCUCAAGUUUGAUACAGACUCUAGAGUGAAGCAAACAAUAAUAGCCGUAGCUGAAUUAGCAUUUCAGUGUCUUCAAAAUGAAAAGGAUAUGAGACCAUCUAUGGCUGAUGUACUGGAAGAACUAAAGGCCAUACAGAGUAGAGCUUAUGACACGAAGAAUGCAAAGAAUGAUUCUACAGAAGAUGAUGCUGUGUUGCUAAACUGCGGUCCUUUGUCACUUUCGCCAGAUACUGUUACAAUAAGCUGGAGUAGCAGGAAUACAACCCCAAGUGCAAGUGGUUAAGUUUCUCGUACAUUUCACUUGGUAUUCAAUGAGUAUAAUGCAGCUGCUAUAUAUGCCUUAAAGUGGGUGACUUUCAUUUUUGUUUUCAUCUACUAAAUGUUUAUCUCUAUAAUAAGAUGUACAUAUUAUGUGCCAUUCAUUAUUGACAGACAAGGCUCAUCUACUAAAUGGUUAUCUCUUGAAUGAGAUGAGCAGGUUUGUUAACUAAUGUUUUUCUGACUUGUAAGGUGUGGUUGUUUUAUUUAUAUUAGUUGUUAAUGAGCAAUGUCUUGGUAAUUACAACUUUCAGCUUUGUAUAGCGUGAACUCAUGAAAUAAUUUUUUAAUAAAAAUUAUACAGUAUAGUCUAUA
Humulus lupulus (European hop) is the source of this 3090-nucleotide messenger RNA. Its product is annotated as LEAF RUST 10 DISEASE-RESISTANCE LOCUS RECEPTOR-LIKE PROTEIN KINASE-like 1.2. Gene Ontology annotation, molecular function: polysaccharide binding; protein kinase activity; ATP binding. Bases 764 to 2740 code for a protein of 658 amino acids. The transcript has 4 exons. NCBI's taxonomy places the organism in Eukaryota, Viridiplantae, Streptophyta, Magnoliopsida, Rosales, Cannabaceae. The record is from RefSeq and is a predicted model, not a curated record. Gene Ontology annotation, biological process: protein phosphorylation.